AUGCCUCAGACACCUCCUUUUUCAGCAAUGUUUGACAGCAGUGGUUACAACCGAAAUCUCUACCAGUCUUCAGAGGACAGCUGUGGAGGCUUGUGUUACCAUGACAACAACCUCCUUUCUGGAUCUCUGGAGGCACUUAUCCAGCACUUAGUACCCAACGUGGAAUACUAUCCAGAUAGAACAUAUAUAUUCACCUUUCUGCUCAGUUCUCGGUUAUUCAUGCAUCCUUACGAGCUAAUGGCCAAAGUCUGCCACUUGUGUGUUGAGCACCAGCGGCUGAGUGAAGGGGAUAGUGACAAGAACCAGAUGAGAAAAAUUACACCUAAAAUUCUUCAACUCCUGACAGAAUGGACAGAAACAUUUCCUUAUGACUUCCGGGAUGAGAGAAUGAUGAGAAACCUGAAAGACCUGGCACACAGGAUGGCCAGUGGCGAGGAGCAGACAUACCGAAAGAAUGUCCAGCAGAUGAUGCAGUGUCUGAUCCGAAAACUGGCCGCCCUCAGCCAGUAUGAGGAAGUCCUGGCAAAACUCAGCUCCACAGCCACAGACAGGCUCACAGUUCUGAAGACUAAGCCACAGUCCAUACAGCGGGACAUCAUGACAGUCUGCAGCGACCCUUACACGUUGGCCCAGCAGCUGACUCACAUUGAGCUGGAGAGACUCAAUUACAUUGGUCCAGAAGAAUUUGUUCAGGCGUUCGUGCAGAAGGACCCUUUGGACAAUGAUAAGACUUGCUACAGUGAACGGAAGAAAACGAGAAAUCUAGAAGCCUACGUAGAAUGGUUCAAUCGCCUAAGCUACUUGGUUGCUACAGAAAUCUGCAUGCCUGUGAAGAAGAAACACAGAGCAAGGAUGAUUGAAUAUUUUAUCGAUGUGGCUCGAGAGUGUUUCAACAUUGGGAACUUCAAUUCCUUGAUGGCAAUAAUCUCUGGUAUGAAUAUGAGCCCGGUCUCGAGACUAAAAAAAACUUGGGCCAAAGUGAAGACUGCGAAGUUUGACAUUCUUGAGCAUCAGAUGGACCCUUCAAGCAAUUUCUACAACUACAGAACAGCUCUCCGAGGGGCAGCACAAAGGUCUCUAACUGCACACAGUAGCAGAGAGAAGAUUGUGAUACCAUUCUUCAGUCUCUUAAUCAAAGAUAUUUAUUUUCUCAAUGAGGGCUGUGCCAACCGCCUUCCAAAUGGCCACGUCAACUUUGAGAAAUUUUGGGAACUGGCCAAACAAGUGAGUGAGUUUAUGACGUGGAAACAGGUGGAGUGUCCAUUUGAACGAGACCGGAAGGUCAUGCAAUACCUGCUCUCAGUGCCCGUGUUCAGUGAAGAUGCUCUCUACUUGGCUUCAUAUGAGAGUGAAGGUCCUGAAAAUAACAUAGAGAAGGACAGAUGGAAGUCUUUAAGGUCCAGCUUGUUGGGAAGAGUUUAA
Molecule: messenger RNA, 1422 nt
Organism: Cricetulus griseus (Chinese hamster)
Lineage: Eukaryota; Metazoa; Chordata; Mammalia; Rodentia; Cricetidae
Source: RefSeq, a predicted model, not a curated record